AUGGCGAAAAGACUAUUCGCGGUGCUCGAGUGCCAAUCCCUACUCGAGAAUCUACCUCCCUUCGUUGACACCACCAAACGCCCUAAAAACUCCUCAGACGCCGAUAGUCCAACGUGCGUAUCCCCGAACUCGGUGAUCGGAUUCCCGGAGCUGACGGAGGAGCCGAGCCUCGAUUCGGAUCGGGGCGUUUUGUGCCGGCUGUGCGUUAGGUUACCGGACGGGAGGAAAGUGGAGAGGAGGUUUCUGAGAUCAGAGUCUGUUCAGCUUCUCUGGUCGUUUUGCUAUUCGUUGAUUGGUGAAUCGGAGAGGAAGGAGAGGUGUUUUAAGUUGAUUCAAGCGGUUCCUGGGGAGUAUAAGAGUCUUUAUUAUGGAUCUGAGACGAGUUUUGAUGAGUCUGGGCUUGCUAACUCGUUGAUCUCUGUCGUUUGGGUGUGA
Eruca vesicaria subsp. sativa (arugula) is the source of this 435-nucleotide messenger RNA. The record is from the annotation of a GenBank genome assembly. NCBI's taxonomy places the organism in Eukaryota, Viridiplantae, Streptophyta, Magnoliopsida, Brassicales, Brassicaceae.